Messenger RNA from Lates calcarifer (barramundi perch), 5982 nucleotides. RefSeq names its product polypyrimidine tract-binding protein 3. Lineage: Eukaryota; Metazoa; Chordata; Actinopteri; Centropomidae. Gene Ontology annotation, molecular function: mRNA binding. The record is from RefSeq and is a predicted model, not a curated record. Gene Ontology annotation, cellular component: nucleus. Gene Ontology annotation, biological process: mRNA processing; regulation of RNA splicing.
GUAUUCAGACCCCUUCAUUUCGUGAUGUAUUUUUAAUUGUAAACAGAUUAAACCGUCAUUUCUGUCCAUCACUCAGUAACAAAAAAAACCUGGGAUCUCACUGAUAUCACUGUUUAUUACUGUAAUAAAUGUUGAUAUAAUCUGUAUGAGUUACUCAUGUAAUCUCUCUUUUGUUUAUUUAUUUACUGAUAGAGUUAGUUACUGUGUUAGGGUUAAUCCCUGCUGAACGUGACGCUGCUGAUCAGUGAUAUUAAUAAUAAUUCAGUAAUAAUAUAGUAAUGUAACAGUAACAGGGAAUAUUUCCAUCCUUUAAUAAUACGAGUGAAUGAUUUUUACUCAGCGUAUUGUUAUAUUUUACUGUUCAAUAGGUGAUUCUAUCAGUCACAUUAAUAUCAUCAGAUCUGAAAAGUGUCGUUAGUGUCUUUUAUUUUCUUGGUGGAUAUUUACUGAUUUUGUUUGUUUAUUGUUUAUUACACUGAAUAAACAACAUAACCUUUAAUGACAUUUUUAUCACUGGAAAACAAUCAGAGUUUAAACACGAGUCUCGCAUUAUACACAUGAAUUUAUCGAUCAUUAUCGAUCGGUCUGAUCUGAGGCGUGUCCGCGAGCCGCCAUGUUCUCCCGUGACGUCAGCAAACGGGAAGUGAGCUCGUUGUUCCGCUGCCUGGUUGCGGAGCGAGAGGCUCGCGGACCAAAACAACUCUUCCUCCUCCUCUUCCUCUUCUUCCUCCUCUUCCUCCUUGCGGACCAUGGACGGGAACCAGUGUUUACGUUGUCUCUCUGCUGUUCUGCGAACAUGAGCACCUCCAACCUGUCCACAGUGGAUGGCACUGAUAGGCUGUGUGUUUCUGAGCGUGCUCAGUGCGUCCCGUCUCGGGUCCUUCACCUGCGUCAGCUUCCCGCCGACGUCUCUGAACAGGAAGUGCUCGCUCUGGCGCUUCCCUUCGGCCGAGUUAGUAAACUGAUCACGCUGAAGACCAAGAACCAGGCGUUUUUAGAGAUGGCGUCGGAGGAAGCGGCUGUUACCAUGGUGAACUACUACACCUCGGCCACGCCCACCGUCAGGAACCAGCCAAUCUUCAUCCAGUACUCCACCCACCGUGAGCUCAAGACUGACAAUCUGACCAAUCAGAGAGCUCAGGCGGCGCUGCAGGCUAUCAGUGCAGCAGCAGUGCAUUCUGGGAGCAUGGCGUCAGGAGGGGAAGGGCGGGGCUUAGCCCCGGGUCAGAGUCCAGUCCUGAGGAUCAUCGUAGAGAAUUUAUUUUACCCUGUGACUCUGGAGGUUCUGCAGCAGAUCUUCAGUAAGUUCGGCUCCGUGUUGAAGAUCAUCACCUUCACCAGAAACAACCAGUUCCAGGCUCUGCUGCAGUUCAGUGACGCCGUGCACGCUCAGCACGCCAAGGCUGUGAGUCACGUGCACGCUCACACACACACACACACACACACACACACACACACACACACACACACACACAGAUGUAACAUGAUGUCAGAGGCUGUGGUCCAAUCAGACGUCAGCUCUGUGCUCCUGUGUUUCAGUCUCUCGGACGGUCAGAACAUCUAUAAUGGCUGCUGCACGCUCAGGAUCGACUUCUCCAAACUGAGCGCGCUCAACGUCAAAUACAACAACGACAAGAGCCGAGACUUCACCAGAGCCGACCUGCCGACCGGAGAGCUGGAGCCCGCCGCCGCCUUUGGUGUGGCCCUCCCUCCGUACGGAGCAGCAGCUUUCCCUCCAACCUUCCACCAACACACAGGUCUGUCGAUGGCGGCCGUCCCCGGUUCGUUGGUGUCUCCUCCUCGCGUCUCGCUGCAGGUGGCGCCCCCUGCUGUCCACUCAGUGCUGCUGGUGUCCAACCUGAACCCAGAGAGCGUCUCUCCUCACUGCCUCUUCAUCCUGUUCGGUGUUUACGGGGACGUUCAGAGAGUGAAAAUCCUCUUCAACAAGAAGGAAAACGCUCUGGUUCAGAUGAGCGACGCCACUCAGGCUCAACUCGCGAUGAGUCACCUGAACGGACAGCGUCUCCACGGUAACGUGAUCCGGGUGACGCUGUCCAAACACCCGGUGGUGCAGUUGCCUCGCGGGGGGGCGGGGCAGGAGGAGCAGGCACUGACCCGGGACUUCUCAGGCUCCGCCCUCCACCGCUUCAAAAAACCCGGGUCCAAAAAUUUUAACAACAUUUUCCCUCCGUCAGCGACGCUGCACCUCUCCAACAUCCCCUCCUCGGUCAGUGAGGAGGUGUUGAAGGAUUUAUUCUCCUCCAGUGGAUUCACAGUCAAAGCCUUCAAGUUUUUCCAGAAGGACAGGAAGAUGGCUCUGAUGCAGCUGGCGUCGGUGGAGGAGGCCAUCGAGGCUCUGAUCGCUCUGCACGACCACCAGCUGGACCACAACCAGCACCUCCGGGUCUCCUUCUCCAAGUCCACCAUCUGAGUCUCUGAGUCCAAGUCCACCAUCUGAGUCUCUGAGUCCAAGUCCACCAUCUGACCUUUGACCCCAGGACUCCCCACAGAUACAUUUGAAGCAGGUCAGCUGACCUGAACUUAGAGAUUUUUGUUGUAAUAACUUGUCGACUUGAUCUGUGACGUGUGAUCACAGUAACUCUGACAGGACUUAGCAUAACGACGAGUCAUUAGCCUGUUAGCCUCGAGUUUAGUUAGCUAGUAGCCCGUUAGCUAAUUUGUUCACAGCGUAACGUUCAUAAUGUAAUUACACACAAAGAAGAACCUGGGUUGUAAAUCUGAGUCAGAGACAUCGGGAAUUACGAUAUUUUCAUCCAGUCGAUGGAAAUAUCGUAAUUACAUGUCAAGUUAAAAAAAUAUGAGAUAUUAAAAUAUGAGUCAGAAGAAAAAGUUAAACAUUUACUCUAAACAUCGUAAACACUAAUUAGCCCAGAGACUAAAGGUGAAGGCUAACAUGCUAAUAGCUAAUUAACACAGAUGCUAACAGUCAGAUAGCUCGACCUCUGACCCUCUGAUGUCACACACUCUGUGGACAUUUCAACCAUUUUCGCUUCAACUUCUCUCCUGACCUUUGACCUUUGGUCAGACUUCAGGUAUUCUGAUUGGCCCGUGGUGGAAACAAACGGACCAAUGGGAGAGCCCCGACUCACCAAUGAUCUGUGCCUACAAACACUUUGACAUCACGGUGACAGAUGAUGUCACUGCGAGGGGCCGUCGCUAUGGUUACAGCGGUUACAGAGCACAUUCCUGAGCAGACUAAGAACUGAGUAGCAAUGCAUUGUGGGUAGUGGAAUCCAAUGAGGAGCCAAUGUGAGUUGAACUGUUUUUGUCUAAAUGUUAAAUUAAUGUGAUGCAGAAAAAAAAAUCAGGAAAAAUUUUCUUUUUUAAGUCAAAAAGAGAAUUUUCAAAAUAAAACCUGCCUUUUCUUAAAAUCCCAAAAUAAUGGAAAGAUUAAACUUUCCAUUUGUUUUGUUGUUUAUUUUAUAUUCAGAGUUACUCAGCAUGGAUUUAAUGGUCUUGUAAACUGUAAUUAUUGAAGUUAUUUAUUUAGUUUCACUGUAACUUUCAGCAAAAAGCAAAAUGAAAUAAUUUGUCUUUUUAUUAUUUUUUCUGUUUUUCGUUAAAAUCGUUACAGGUUUUUUUAAUUUUAUUGUUAAACGUUUAAAUUUUUUUCAGUUCUGCUGAUUUACUCAAACUUCCAUGUUAUUUUUGAAUUUUCAGUGAUGUGCCUUUCCAUCGGCGCUUCACACUGCUCUCUGGUUGAAAUGAUCAUUAGUAUUAUUAUUAUUAUUAUUGCUAUUGUUUUUAGAGUUUUGCUGGUUACGAUCUCAACAAACCUUCUUCUGUGCCUUAUUUUUCUGAAUUAUUCUUCUGGUCUUUGGUUUUUUAUGUGGUGGUCGGGUGGAGUUUCAGUGGCGGGUCGUGUUGAUCUGAUGACGAUUUUUUUGUAGGAUUUUUUCACUUAGUUAAAAAUAUUUUUUGUUAAACAUUUUAUUGUUGGUAUACAUUUUUGGGAGGGUUUUUUUAAUCAUGAAUGUAUUUAUACUGUACAACAUGAAAUAGGUAAUGCUUUCGGCGUCCUGCCCACCUGUCGUACUUGCGUGUGUGUAUUUAUAUAUAUGUGUGUGUAUAUAUAAGUGUGUGUGUGUGUGUGUGUGUGUGUGUGUGUGUAUCAUACUGAGCUGUGAUUGGUUGAUCCUCAAAUGCCCCACCCUCUUUUUUUCUAUUAAAAUAUAUUUAAUUCAAAUUCAGCUCUUUGAUUUUUUAUGUUACUUUUUCUUUGCCGUUUAAGAAACAAACAGGUUUUAGUUUUUGUUUGGAUUCGUGAUGUUGGUGAUUUUCUUUAAACAGGAAACAAGCCAGAAAAAACAGGAAGCUGCCGAUUCCCAGUUUGCCUUCUGACCUCUGACCUCUGACCUCUGACCCUCCUGCUGAUUUCAGUCGUUUAGAGAGUGAGAGUGAGGUGGUGGCUGAGUCUUUGUUGUUUUAGGUUUCAGUUUUUGGUUUGUCAGUUUAGCUGGAAAAGGACAGUUUGUGUUACAAUAAUUUUUUUGGUAAUUUUUUUUGUUACAUUUAAAGAAAAAAAAUUUUACUUAAAUUUUCUUUAGUGAGAAAAAAACGCAAUGAUUUUACAACAGCACAGUUUAAAUCUUUUUAUUCUUAAAUUUGUUGUUUACAAUGAGUUGAGAAAAGUCGGGGGCAGGGUCAAACCAAGCCAAAGUUUGUGUGCCUUUUAAUUGGACCAACUCAUUUUCUCAUUAUGACAUCACUUCCUGUUUGAUGGCUUUCCCAAUUUUUCUUUUUUGUAUCUUUAAGUUGUUGAUUCUUGUAAACAUAAUACUUUUAAUGUAUCGUUAUUUAAAUGUUGAUGUUUUCACUACGAUAUUUGUUUCAUAUGAAGUUCAAGUUUUUUUUAACAAGGUCAGAUUUUUGUUUCAGAACUGUGACAUCACAUCCUGUUUCAGGGCUAAACGUGUCGAGAUUUCAUCAAAUUAAACAUUAAUGUAACCGUACAUUAACCACACCCACUCAUCAAACCACACCCUCCAAGUUUUGUGUCAAUCAAAACCGAAGUCACAUGAUCAAUUAACUGAUGUUGAAAUAAACUCUUCUGAUUGGCUUAAAUUAAACAUUCUGAAAACACAUUUUAAAUGUUAUAUGUCAAACAAGUUACAUGAAACUGAAUCUUUAAAGUGUCUGAAAUUAUUGAAAAUAUAUUUUCUAGAAACAGUUUGAAGCAUCUGAAAGUUUAAAGUCAUAUUUAGUUUGUUAUUAAAAUUUGGUUUUGUCUCCAAAUUCACUUAAAAUUCACUUGAAACUUCAAGUUUGUUUUCGUUGGUUAACUGUAAACUGACUGGACCGAAGUCUGUUUUUACACCUGAAUGUAUCAUUUGUUUUUUCAUGCUAAUGAAUGUAAAGUACUUGUGGUGCAUUGUGGGAGCAGGUGGGACUAUUAUUGUUAUUAUUACAUGAAAUAUUUUUAAUAUUGAACCAAUGCAUGAUGGGGGGGCUUUUAUCUGUGCUCAAUGAGAGAAAAAAAAUUGUUUAAUUUUUAUUUAUUCUGAAAGUGUGACAGGAAGUUGUAGCAUGAAUCACUGAAUAAAUAAAUCAUCUGACAACCAGUGGCCGUCUGCUGUCUCUCCUCUCAGCCAAUCAGGAAGCAACAAACAACUCCUACAAAUUAAAGUAAAUUUUUGAAAGGAUAAAACUUUAUUGUUCCUGUGUUGACACAGUCCUUGGCUGUGGUCUGGUCGCUCCGCAGGCCACGGGACUGUCACUUUAAAAAAACAACAACAAUUAACAAAUAAGAAUCCUACUGAUCCUAUUGGAUGACGGCGUCAGGGGUUCGUCCGACUCAGCUGACGUCAUCAACCAAACCGCCUGUGGCUACGCUAACAGCUAACGGCUAACAGUGAAACAACACGGCUUAGAAAACACUCGCGAUCGUCCACACACACACACACACACACACACACACAGUACAGUGUUUGACUCAAACUGCGAAACAAAAACUUUCAAAAA